Molecule: messenger RNA, 1436 nt
Organism: Strongylocentrotus purpuratus (purple sea urchin)
Lineage: Eukaryota; Metazoa; Echinodermata; Echinoidea; Camarodonta; Strongylocentrotidae
Gene: eed
Product: polycomb protein eed-A
Exons: 11
Coding region: 29-1414 (461 amino acids)
Biological process (GO): negative regulation of transcription by RNA polymerase II
Cellular component (GO): ESC/E(Z) complex
Molecular function (GO): protein binding; nucleosome binding
Source: RefSeq, a predicted model, not a curated record
CACAUGUUGCAGAGAUUUAGCGAGAUCGAUGGCUGACAUAAACAAAGCGGGUGUUUCAAACGUCGGUCCGGACGGACUGAUCCCAAACAAACUAACAUUACAAGCAACAAAAGAAGAUCAGACGUCUGUUUCUGUGACCACAGGCAUCAGCGAAACAAUGAUGAUGGACAUUGAUGAUAGUAAGAGUGAGACUACGAGUCAAUCACUCGACAGUACAAACUCUCGAUCAGAAACCCCUACAAGCAUGGUGACUGCUGCUGGCUCAGAUCAAGCACUUGUAGCCAAGAGAUGGGCAAGAGGAAGGUGGAAAUCUAAGAAAUGCAAAUGGCAGUUCAAGUAUAGCUGUUAUGUCAAGGAGGACCAUGGUCAGCCUAUAUUUGGAGUUAUCUUCAACCCGUAUCGGAAGGAAAGUGAUCCUAAUGUCUUCUGUUCAGUUGGUAGUAACCGUGUUUCAAUCUACGAGCUUCAGGAUGAUGGCAAGAUUAAGCUAUUACAGAGCUAUGUUGACGCUGAUUCUGAUGAAAACUUCUACACAUGUGCAUGGACGUAUGAAGAAACGACAGGGCUCCCUCUUUUGGCCGUUGCUGGUUCGAGAGGAGUCAUCCGAAUCAUCAGCCCAAUAACACUACAGUGUAUUAGGCAUUUCAUCGCCCACGGCAAUGCUGUGAAUGAAUUGAAGACACACCCACAUGACUCCAACCUACUUCUAUCAGUCAGCAAAGAUCAUUCAGUCAGGUUAUGGAACCUGAAAACAGAUACAUUAGUAGCCAUCUUUGGUGGGGUCGAAGGUCAUCGAGAUGAAGUGUUGUCUGGGGACUUUGACAUUGAUGGUUUGCGGAUAGCAUCAUGUGGUAUGGAUCAUUCACUGAAGAUCUGGAACCUGGAGAAAGAUAACAUUCAACGAGCCAUGAAAGCAUCACAUGCAUACAUUGCAUCCAAGACUAACAAGCCUUUCAAGUCUUUGUACGUGAAUACACCCGACUUCACAACUCGUGACAUUCAUAGGAACUAUGUUGAUUGUGUACGCUGGCUGGGCGACUUUGUACUCUCUAAGUCAUGUGAGAAUUGCAUCGUCUGCUGGAAACCUGGUGGCAUUCAUGACCCUGUAGAGAUGAUCAAGCCGUCCAUGUCAGAGGUCACCGUCUUGACCCGGUUCAACUACACACAGUGUGAUAUCUGGUUCAUGAGGUUCAGCAUGGAUUACAGACAGAAGAUGCUAGCCCUUGGUAACCAGGUCGGCAAGAUAUUUGUAUGGGAUCUCGAGAUGGAAGACUGCAUCAAACCAAAAUGCGCCACAUUUACUCAUCCGAAGUGUGUAUCAGCCAUCCGCCAGACAGCUCUCAAUCCCAGCGGUAACAUCCUCCUUGCUGCAUGUGAUGAUGGUACCAUCUGGAGAUGGGAUCGCACCAAAUAGACUACUAUCAAUUCAUCACAGG